Messenger RNA from Lates calcarifer (barramundi perch), 2454 nucleotides. It is a transcript of the gene atp1b1b, whose product is annotated as ATPase Na+/K+ transporting subunit beta 1b. Gene Ontology annotation, cellular component: sodium:potassium-exchanging ATPase complex. Gene Ontology annotation, molecular function: ATPase activator activity. Gene Ontology annotation, biological process: sodium ion export across plasma membrane; intracellular sodium ion homeostasis; intracellular potassium ion homeostasis. The coding region runs from base 147 to 1052 and encodes 301 amino acids. The record is from RefSeq and is a predicted model, not a curated record. NCBI's taxonomy places the organism in Eukaryota, Metazoa, Chordata, Actinopteri, Centropomidae. The transcript has 6 exons.
GGAGUCGAGGAGGAACGGUUUAUAUUGGGGAGCCUUCCAGCGGACAGAGCUGGGUGCCUCUGCGACGGGUUGGGACUUGGUUGUGUGACACACGGAGGUCCACCACAGAACAAGUACAGGAACACCUUUACGGGGAAUAAAUCAAAAUGCCUUCAAAUAAAGACGACGGCGGAUGGAAGAAGUUUCUGUGGGAUUCGGAGAAAGGAGAGCUGCUCGGUCGUACCGGAGGCAGUUGGUUCAAAAUCUUCUUGUUCUAUGUUAUUUUCUACGGCUGCCUGGCCGGGGUCUUUGUCGGCACCAUCCAAGCCUUGCUGCUCACCCUGAGCAACUACAAGCCCACCUGGCAGGACAGAGUCGCACCCCCUGGCCUUACACACACCCCGCGAUCAGACAAAGCUGAAGUGGCCUUCAACCUCAACGACGUGGAGACCUACCUGCCUUACACCAAGGCCCUGAGGGAUUUCCUGGCAAAGUAUGAUGAUGAAAACCAGAGGGACCAGAUGAAAUUCGAGGACUGUGGAGAGGAGCCCGCAGACUACAAGAACCGGGGCGACUUGGAGAGCGACGUGGGCGUCAGGAAGGCCUGUCGUUUCUCCAGGACCCUGCUCGGACCGUGCUCCGGCAUCGAGGACCGCGACUUCGGUUUCAAGGACGGCAAGCCCUGCCUGAUCGUAAAGCUUAAUAGGAUUGUCAACUUCCGUCCAAGGCCUCCUACCUCAAAUGAAAGCAUCCCUGAAGAGGCUCAACCCAAGGUGCAGCCCAAUGUGAUCCCUCUCUUCUGCACCAACAAGAAAGAAGAGGAUGCCGGUAAAAUCGGGGAGAUCAAGUACCACGGCAUCAGCGGCGGCUUCCCCCUGCAGUAUUACCCCUACUACGGCAAGCUGCUGCACCCUCAGUACUUGCAACCGCUGGUGGCGCUGCAGUUCACCAACCUGACCCUGAACACUGAACUGCGCAUCGAGUGCAAAGUGUUCGGAGACAACAUCGACUACAGCGACAAGGACCGCUACCAGGGACGCUUUGACAUCAAGAUCCAGAUCAACAGUUUAUGACUGUCAUCAGAACCAUAGCACUUCGUCUGACCACCACCAUCCCCACCCCUUCUGCCUCUUUUGUCCUUAACUAAAUACUGAGCUGAAGUAGGAGAUGGUAAGUGAGCUGAGGUAGGUUGUAGUGGUUAAGUCAGUCACAACUAGUCUUGAAUGAAUAAUGAAAGGAAAAAAAACUGAUAGGGGACCGAUGUAUAAUCUGUCUGCUUUCAUCAAUAGCUUCUACACCUCUGUCUAGCAUUAGAAUGUAAUUUAGAGGAAGAGUAGCAGUAGGCCUAAUAAAAAUAUUUAUUCCGCUGUAAAUGAGACUUUUCCACAAGCCAUGGGACAUUGCUCAUUGAUGACUGUAAAGUGUAAUUCCAUCUCUGAUGUGUAGCGAGCUAUAUUUGUCCCCCCCCUCCUCUCUGCAUAUCGCUGCCUUGUGUGGUUUCAGUAGAUAUUUUUGGAGUGCACAGUAGUCGAAAAAUCUGGUCCUUCCAAACCACGUCGUCCUCAUUUUCAUCUGUGAGCAAGCUUCAGCAGUCGUAGAUGUGUGUGUGUGUGUCGGACAAGAGCACACACUCCCGCUUUACUUAAUGAUUGAAAUAGUUUGACAUGUUGCGCUCUUCUGAUCUGUGUAAAGAAAAGGCUGCACUCCAGGGAACUUCUUUCCUCUUUUUAUUUGUGCUUUACACCUGAUCAAGGGACACUCUUUUUACUUUCCUUUUUCUUCCUUUUUGUGCUUUGUUAAAUCACUUAAACAUGUGAAGGGGUUUUAUUACUUUGUUUCAUGCCUUUUACUUCUGAUUUUGCCUUGAAUGUAGAGUUGUGUGUCCAGCCUGUUAGACACUUUGGCCUGCUGCAAGGGCGACGGUGCUAACCCAAGUUUUUAACUUUUUUUUUUUCUUCCUUUUCUCGUUUCGUUUCGUUUCGUUUAGUUUUUGCUGGAUUCAUCACAGCAUUGUGGUGUAACUCCCUGAAUGUUUUAGCCAUUAAACAUGGUGGAAGAAUUUUAUAUUUAUGCAGUUGUACAUUUUGUUUCUUUGAAGAAUAUUGUAAUGUAUAAAUGCAAUACCAAAGUGACAAGUUGAAGGAAUUCUUUAUCAGAGGCAAUGCAGUACUCAUUUUAAGGAUCUCAUCAUGUUAAGUGCUAAAGUUCAGUGUCUCAUCUCGCCUUUAAUGGUUAACUCUUGAUUUGUGUUUUAGCCAUGAAUGUAGUAGAAUGAGCAGGUAACAGGCAGUAUAAUUCCACAAUGACCUCAUCUUCAUGCAUUUCAAAAAAAGAUAAGAGUUCUCAGAGCUCGAGGCUUUAGGUGACUUAAUAAUGUUGGCUUUAAUAUUCCAUGGGACCUGUUCAUCCACAACAGUUCAUCCACCUUUGUCAUUCAAUCAAAGAUAGAAACAAAUAAAAUUAUAAUGGACCUUU